Dendroctonus ponderosae (mountain pine beetle) is the source of this 2915-nucleotide messenger RNA. Its product is annotated as epidermal growth factor receptor kinase substrate 8-like protein 2. Gene Ontology annotation, cellular component: plasma membrane. Lineage: Eukaryota; Metazoa; Arthropoda; Insecta; Coleoptera; Curculionidae. The transcript has 8 exons. The coding region runs from base 372 to 2636 and encodes 754 amino acids. Gene Ontology annotation, molecular function: actin binding. The record is from RefSeq and is a predicted model, not a curated record. Gene Ontology annotation, biological process: Rho protein signal transduction; regulation of Rho protein signal transduction.
AUAUUAAAUUAGUCUUAUGUUAGUUAGCGAGCCGACACAAUAUUGAUUCUUCCAAAUUCUAAGCUGAUUGUGCUGAAAUUUCGAGAUACACCUGGUAGAAAAAUAUUUAUUAUUUGAAUAGGUACUGUAUAGUGGUACCCAUACAGCAGGUAAGCGUUCCCAUUUUUCCACGCAUGUGCCUAGGCAUAUAAUCGACUAGGCAGUACCUGUCAGGUGAAAUAAGCAGACAAUCUUUUCAAUACUAACUAGUAGUUUCAGUGCUGGGUGUUCGAUUUGGACCUUUAAAAUUCGGAUAAGAAUUCGGUAUUGUCGGAAAUCGGUGUUCAUUACUAUGGAAUUUUAAAAUAUUCAUCAGAGAAACGAUUGCAAAAAUGGCUUACCGAAACGGAUACACCCGAGACGAUAGAGAUCUGGAUAGGGACCGCGAUAGAGACAUGAGGGAUGAUGGCAAGGCCCCAAUUCACCUUAUUGAGCACUUAGCAACAUUCAGCGUGUCUCCAGACAUGGGUAUUCUUUAUCCCAUUGAUGGAAUGCGGAGAUUAAGACAAAUGGAACAAACGAAUGGAAUUUGGUCGCAAAAGAUGCAGCUGUGCUUAGAUCAUCCGUGGGUUCUUAUAUUGGACGAAUCAGGGACUAUUGUAGAAAAAUUUCCCGUUAACGCAAUUCAAGACCCAACAGCAUUCAUGAGUACAGAACCAAUGGAUAUGUACAACAACAUUUUAGUAUUUAUCAUUGCCGAUUCAAGUCAGUCUUCACAUUCACCCGAAAUGCAAAUGCACAUAUUUCAGUGCCAGAGCAUAUCAGCGCAAGACUUAGUAGAAGAUUUAAAACAACUCAGAAUGGGUAAACCUCCAAAUAGAAGCCGCAAAAGCAGUAUUCCACCACCAUCGCAUAAACCGCCUCAGCCUAUCGUUAACCCAGCUCGAGAUCAUUCGAGGGAUUAUUUUAAUCAGAGAUCGGACUCAGAGCUAACUGAAAAUAAUGACGAUGCCAGCUCAACAACAAGUGAAAAAUAUGAACGAGACGUUACGAUUUUAAACCACUGUUUCGAUGAUAUUGAAAAGUUUAUUGCAAGAUUACAACAUUCGGCUGCAGCAGUUAAGGAACUAGAUCGCAAAAGAAAAAAUAGAAGAAACAAAAAACGCGACAUGGGAGAUGGUAUGCUGACCAUGAGAGCAAAACCGCCACCAGAAAAAGAAUUUAUCGAUAUUUUCCAAAAGUUUAAAUUAUCAUUCAAUUUGCUGGCGAAACUCAAAGCUCACAUUCACGACCCAAAUGCUCCCGAGCUGGUACACUUUCUCUUCACUCCAUUGGCACUGAUAGUGGAAUCUUCACACGACUACUACUUCGAUCAGCACAUUCCGCAGAAUGUUACUGCUCCACUCCUUACACGCGAAGCCAUCAACUUACUCAUGAACUGCGUUACUAGUAAGGAAACUGAACUUUGGCAUUCACUUGGAAAUGCCUGGCAAGCACCAAGGGAACAAUACCGGGGUCAUGUUCCUUCCUACCACCCAGUUUUUAUGGAUGGCUGGUCUCCAGAAUAUCCAGUUGAUGAGCCGGAUUCUAACGAGAAACACUAUCCAGAGGAUGAUGAUUCGGACAGCAACUUCAUACCGCCUAUUCUAGAGAGUACGGCUAAGAGCGACAUUUCAGUGGAUUCCAUUGAAAUAAAAGGCGACGAAAAAGGAUUUGGAAUGGGACAGGAAAGAUUCUUGGAAGAACUUCAGAAUAGGGGUGCUCACAUCGUCCAAGUCACGUAUCCUAGAACGGCAAACAACGAUAAAGAACUAACCGUUGUUAGAGGCGAGUUUUUAGAGAUUUUGGACAGCAGUAGAAAAUGGUGGAAAGCUCGCAACAGCAAAGACCAAAUAGCACAUGUGCCAAACACUAUCGUGACCCAGUACCAUUCAAGCGGCCUAAACCAUCAUCACAGAAGCGCGCUUCAUAGAGAGGACUCGCCUCCACAUUCACGCUACCCUGGUCCAGGUUCUAGCGAUGAUUACAGGAUUCAAACGAAACCAGCCGAGGCAAUUAGAAACGAAAGACAAGAGGAAAGAACAGUGAAACAACCUCCUCAACCUCCCCCAUUAAUUCCGGUUCCUGUACCUCCGCCUCCACCCCCAGCGGCACCUUUGCCGCCACCUCCUCCUCCACCAGUCGUUUCAGAGCCCUCAACUCCAAACUCUCAAUUGAAGAGAACUGCAUCUCGCCAAUCUAUGGGUCCAAUGGCGAGUGAUGCGGUACAAGAAGAACUCAACAGCGUUUUGACUUUAUUGAGAGAAAAAGAGAAAGUUCGCCUUGAUAUUAGAUCGACCCCGGAAACAUAUAUUGAUAAGAGAAGCAACCCGAAAGAGGUCCAAGCCUGGCUUAAGGCGAAAGACUUCAAUGAAGCCAUUUGCAGUAAAUUUAAGGGAGUAACCGGUUACCAGCUGUUGGCAAUGUCCAAACAGGAUUUGGAGAAAGUUUGCGGAGAAAAAACCGGAGCGAGGCUCCAUUCGUUCCUGCUUGUACAAAAAUCUGUUAGCGGGUUCAAAACGUAUCGCACUACAGAACUUCAGAGACUCUUGGCUAAACAGCGAGAAAAAAUUGAGCAAAAUCCAGGAGAAUAUGAGGACAACAGUUCGGACUUUUAAUUGUUAACUGAUGAUAAGAUAUAGUUUUAUGUUAUUUAUCUACCCACUGAUAUUUAAAAACGCUAUAAGAAAAUAUUCGCUAGUUAUAGAAGCAAUUGUUCAAGAGUUCAAGUUUUCGUCAACUUAUUUCAACACUUAUUUUAACUUCAUAUCAGCAAUCAAGGUAUUUUUGAGCUCCGAAUAAUAAAAUUAUGUAGGUAUUGUACACGUUCCUAUUUUAAAAGAUAAAUGUUCUUUUUAAUUUUUAGCCUACAAUAUAUUAAAUUUUUACCAUAGGUA